Messenger RNA from Arabidopsis thaliana (thale cress), 1454 nucleotides. It is a transcript of the gene CLH1, whose product is annotated as chlorophyllase 1. The coding region runs from base 170 to 1144 and encodes 324 amino acids. NCBI's taxonomy places the organism in Eukaryota, Viridiplantae, Streptophyta, Magnoliopsida, Brassicales, Brassicaceae. Gene Ontology annotation, biological process: chlorophyll catabolic process. Gene Ontology annotation, molecular function: chlorophyllase activity. Gene Ontology annotation, cellular component: cytosol. The transcript is spliced from 2 exons. The record is from RefSeq and is marked reviewed.
UUCAUUUUGUUAUAACUACGAUGAGAAGCCGAGAGAACCACAGAAUUAUAAUGAAUCGGAUAAGAAAAAUCAACAUUCUCCCCCUAUAAAUACAAAACAACUAGCUAAAGUUCGAAGGAUUCAUACAUAAAUCUUCAACACAACUCUUUAAUUAUCUAGUUUAAUACAAAUGGCGGCGAUAGAGGACAGUCCAACGUUUUCCUCUGUGGUAACUCCGGCGGCUUUUGAGAUAGGCAGCCUCCCGACAACCGAGAUACCGGUGGAUCCGGUGGAAAAUGAUUCAACAGCACCGCCAAAACCGGUGAGAAUCACCUGUCCAACAGUCGCCGGAACUUAUCCCGUCGUUUUAUUCUUCCAUGGCUUUUAUCUUCGCAACUACUUCUACUCUGACGUUCUUAACCACAUCGCUUCGCAUGGUUACAUUCUUGUAGCCCCACAGUUGUGCAAAUUAUUGCCGCCGGGAGGGCAAGUGGAAGUGGACGAUGCUGGAAGUGUGAUAAACUGGGCAUCGGAAAACCUCAAAGCUCACCUACCAACUUCGGUAAAUGCUAAUGGAAAAUACACCUCACUCGUGGGCCACAGCCGCGGUGGGAAAACGGCGUUUGCGGUUGCGCUAGGCCAUGCCGCAACAUUAGACCCAUCCAUCACGUUUUCAGCUCUAAUAGGAAUUGAUCCAGUCGCAGGAACUAACAAAUACAUUAGAACCGAUCCGCAUAUCUUAACGUAUAAACCGGAAUCUUUCGAGCUGGACAUACCGGUUGCAGUGGUGGGAACCGGACUCGGACCGAAGUGGAACAACGUGAUGCCACCAUGCGCACCAACGGACUUAAACCAUGAGGAGUUUUACAAAGAGUGUAAGGCGACGAAAGCCCAUUUCGUGGCUGCGGAUUACGGACAUAUGGAUAUGUUGGACGAUGAUUUGCCCGGUUUUGUUGGGUUUAUGGCCGGUUGUAUGUGUAAGAAUGGGCAAAGAAAAAAGUCUGAGAUGAGGAGCUUUGUAGGUGGAAUUGUGGUUGCGUUUCUCAAGUAUAGUUUGUGGGGUGAAAAAGCGGAGAUUCGAUUGAUUGUGAAGGAUCCUUCCGUUUCUCCGGCCAAGCUUGAUCCUUCACCUGAGUUGGAAGAAGCUUCUGGUAUCUUCGUCUAGAUUUGUGUUAUGUACUAUUAUCAGAGGGGUCUUGAAUAUUUGAAAAACCUAUCAAUGUUUUCUAGCUCCAAGCUAGCUAUUGUUCAUGUCCUAAGUUGCAUGUGUAUUUUUAUUAAACUCGAUCAAAACAUUUGUUAUAGUUUUACCCCAAAACUUUACAGCUUCUUCUUAUACUAAAACCUAAACACAUUUAAAUAGCUAUAUAAUUCUCUAUAUAAUUCUUAUAUAAUGAAAUGUGACCAAGCUUUUCAACUUCGUUGCAAUGAUUCAUGUAAUUUGGUUUAACUCCGUCACAAACUCUAUAUCUUUG